AGAAAAAUUGAAAAGAAAUAAUCAUGGUUGGAUGGUACUUAGCUAGCUAUUCUACAUAAAUGCAAGACACAGAAAGCUCGAUUCAAGCUGAUUCAUACUUGUAAGGAUGGACUGCAGUCAGAUCUUGCCUGGAGCAGUCAGCCCUGGGCAGUGCUCGGUUGCAACAGGCAGCUAUGCAGCACACCCCUUUAUUGUGUAUGCCUCUGGCAAGGACGUUGUCAUCUUGGAUGGUACUCUCAGGCAUUUGCAGACCAUUCUUGGUAGUAGCCGUGGUUACUGUGACGUGAGUGUGAGUUGUGUGGACUGCUCGGAGACCUCGGGACAGAUUGCGGCUGUGUGGGGCUGUGAUGUCGUGUUCCUCCAGCCUAUACCCAAAGAGGACAUGGGGGUGGACAGUGGGACAAGAGUCAGUAGUGAUUUCCCGGGCCAAUGGGAGGUCUCCCACACUCAAGUGCUCAGCUUCCCCCCAAAGUCCGUAUCUUGGAACAGAGACGGCUCUCAACUCCUUGUGGGGGGCAUGUGCAUCUCGUUAUGGUCAUGUGAUCAGGACACGAACGCCAGUAGUAGUGAGGGUAUGAGAGGUGUGGAGUGGGCGGAAGUGUGGAAAUGUGAUAUGGGACGGUCUGUCGUGCAUCUCAAGUUCUCACCUGACGGAACGUUCUUUGCAUCUGCAGGAGAGAAUGAUUGCUUUAUUAAGAUAUGGUAUCAGUCGUUCCCCUAUGCCGGGGGUCUGGGCUCGUCCAAGAUGUUCUCGUUUGCGUACAUCGCUCACCCCCAGACAAUCACUGGUUUCGAAUGGAGGCACACCAGCACUCACAUGCCAAGAGGCUACGUUCCCAACGUCCUACUAUCCUACUGCAAGGACAAUGUCUGCCGACUGUGGAGCCAUAGCGUCAACUCCAGGGAACAGAAGCACUCAAGCGAACAGAGAUACACACUUCGAUUUUUCAUUGCCGCUUCUAUUGAUCCCAUUUCGGACAUUCCGUUUCGAACUACCCUCCCUGUCAACGAUGACCUGCCCUUUGCCGUACACUGGCUUAACAACAAGAGCACUGCUUUUACCAACAAGGCCGAAAAAUUCCAUGCCGGUGCACUUAUGCCGAUGUCGCGCUUCGGUUCCCUGCUGAGUUUUGCCUCGAGUAUAAAUGACGAAAUGCUCCAAAGUUGGGUGUGUGUCGACGAUCGAGAGCAACCUAUUGUUCCAAAUGCAGGUCAAAGUUCGCAUGAAGGGGAAGCCCCCAAAAAACCACACUCGUACUCGCUCUCAAACUUCUUGUCUCUAAACAAAAGCUCUUCAGUUGCUCACAAACCGACCAGCUCCUUACAAGAGAACCGAGCCUCCGAGCAUAAGAGAGCGUUGGCACAUCUCAUGGAUGACUGGAACUCGUCACCUGACCUCCUCCUCUGUAUCCACCCAACGGCCGGCUCGCUCAUGGUGUGGACUGUGGAGGGUUUAGACGCGCCCCCACACUCGUCUCGUCUCGUACACGUCUCCUUCAGCUCCUGUCUCCCUCAUAUCUUCCCGCCACAUCUCUCGCAGUCCCUCAGGCAAAACCUUCUCCAGUUCAUCAUCAAAGAGCCCGAGGCCGUACAGACAAAAGUAGCCACGUCUGGCGGCGAAACUGUGUCCAAUAUGAGUCUUCCGGUUCCAAGUAUUCGAUUACCCGGAACAGGAAUGGGAAUUGUGGAUGGACUGAAAAAUUCACCCAAGUAUAAACCGGAAUCGACGCUUUAUCUGAUUUCGAGUCACAUGAACGGAUCUCUCCACACGUGGUCAGUGGAGCUUACUCCUCAAUCUAAUUACAGCACGUCAAUAGCGGGUCUGAUCCAUUGUGGAGGUACUGGGGGGCAUCAUCGCAAGGUCCACUCUAUCCAGCGUCACCCCUGGUUACCAGUCGUCAUGACAGUCUCCUCACAGGAAAUGUCCGAUAAUGGAGAUAACAAAGACAAAGCAAAGAAUCCAACAAACAGUGUCCCCCCUCAAGGCAACAAAGAAAUACCUAAGGGUCCUACGAAUGUUGCAAGCGAAUUGAUAAUCUGGAAUGCCGAUCUACCCGGACCACUGCAACAUAAGAGCCGACUCAAUGAACUGUGUCGAAUGCUGUCAACCGAUCCCACGGACUUUAAACUAGUAACCUGGGUGCCCCCAAUCUCCGUGGGGAGUGGUGUCAAGGACGUGUUUGCAAGGUGUCCUUCGUCUGGAAUAUUUGUGGCCAAUAUCGGACAAGAACUCUGUCUCUUUCAAACGUCCCUCUACUGCGUGACGAAAUCUUCGUCUGGUAUGACCCCCCAUUCUAGUUUGGGUAAAGGUCUCGAUGCAAACUCUGGGGGGCACUCAAUGACGGUGACGUCACAGUUGGGCAAAGAGGGGGUGUGCAAGAUCGAUGUGGUGAUAGACGAUAUCUCAAAGUACGAGGACAUUGUUGGAUUGCAUUCGUUUCGUAUGUGCUCUCUAGUGACAUCAUUUGAUAUCAAGAAAUCGCUCGAUUCGACAUUUUACAAAGACGUGGUGAUUGUAGUGCUCGAAAACAGAGCACAUGUUCAUCUUAAGACAGACACACCCAUUUCCCGUGGCGUGAAGACAUUUGUACAUAUGUGGCAGGUUACCCUUCUCCAAGAUAAAUCCGCUACUUCUCCCACCAAGAGUGCGGUAUCGACCUCCCUACCUUACAAGUCAUCGAUCGUUCAGGUAUACUCAGGGGAACUCCCUUUGUUACAUGGAAGCCAUGUGAUCCACUCGUCACCAGCAUGUGACGUGUCCAGCUCGCUGCAACUCCAACUCCCAACUCUCUCAUCUCCGUUCCUGUUCACAACGGCUUCUUCGGACGGCUCUGUCCAAUGUUGGCAGUUUUGCAGAAAACCGAAAAAAGACCAAACGAUAGCUGAAGACAACAAACUGUUCGAUUUUGAGCUCUACGAAGUAUUUGGUUCGUCCAGCACACCGUUAGCCCCCCCAGACAAUUCCAUCUCUACCAAGUGUCUGGACUGCAGCGAUGAUGCAACUAUCAAAGCCCUGCCCACUACCACACCCAUCCCCUGUGCCAUAUCCAGUGCCUACCCCGGACGAUUUGCUCUCGCUCAUCAACUGUUGAGACCCCUGUCACAUGAUCAGCGGCCCUUGUCACCAGCCGGCCCUAACACACUGGACCAACACGCAGCUGUCACGAUAUGGGAAUGUGAAUCGUCAGGGGGAUUGAAAUGGAACUGUGAGGCUACUCUAUCUCUAACUGGUGCCUCAGGGGUAUUAGCAGGAACGUCCAACGUACCCCCCACAAGUGUGAUGAUGGAUUGGGUUCCCAUGGAAAACGGGGCUUACUUGUUAGCCACGUGUUUCGCUUCAACUGUUUCGAUAUUCGGAAUGAGGCUGCCUCGAGGGGAAGACGAAUUUAUGACCGCUAACAAGCAGAAAGGAUUUACGUCCCAAGCAAACACACUUAUUAAAACUGGAACACAAGCUUCUUGGCAAUGCCUUGUUCAAUUUCCAUGCUCGCAACCGAGUCUUGGUCUAACGAUUAGAUGCUUUGCGUAUACUGGUAGUAACAGUCUGGUGCUGAGUGUGGACAGUGAGAUGCAUCUGUACUCUUGUUGGGUGAGAGAGGAUCGGUUGUUCCCGCUACUAAACAAGAGCCAAGUUGCCACAGUAACGAAUCAAAUCAGUCAAAUGUUCCACAAGCCGUCACCCCCAAGUAAUGUCAGUGACGAAACAAAACUGGUGAAUUUAUUGGACUAUGCCCACGCUGUCAAUACUCCGUUGCCUCAGUACCAUCCAAAGAUACUCAUUGAACUUAUGAACUCUGGAAAACUCAAAUCUGUGAAAGCCAUUUUAGUGAACCUUGUUAAAUAUCUACUACUUUAUUCACAGAAGAAGAAGCCUAAGGGCAACUAUUUUGAGGAGGGCGGGCUUGAAGCUAUCUACGAGGAGAGCGGGGAAGUAGAAGAUGUCCGUCGAAAGAGACUUUUAUCUGUGUCCUCCGAUGGUAUCCUUCGAAGAAGCCGAAAAAUUGACCCCAAAACAAUCGUAGAGCGUGUCCCUCGCCUAUCCCUGGCUAAAAUGGGAAUUUUGACGGCACAAGACGAAGCCCCCCCUGAGGCACUGGAGGAGAAGGGGGGUGGUCUGUCACAGAACAACGCUGCUGAAGAUAAAGCGUACGAUGAACUGUUCACCACCAAAACUCUGACGGAUACAGAUGCAUUCAUGUAUGGCUACGAAGAGGAGGACCAGGUUGAUUUAUCUUUUGCUGAUCUCGAGCCUGGGAGCGACGAUUUCACGCCCGAACUAGCCAAGCAGCUGUCUGCGAUACUUCGUUACGCUCAGCUCAUGAACCUUAGCGAUCUAGAGCAAGUGAGAUUGCUAGCCAUCGCCGCGACUGUUGCUAACACAAAGAGGAGUUUCGGUGAACGUACACACGGCACGGAAAGCUCCACCCACUCUACAAACUUGGCUUUUGAUCUUGGAACUACGGCAGGAAGUGGUUACGCCUCCUCUGGUCUAUCUCACGGAGUCGGGGGUGGCGAAGCAAUGGACGAUUGUGGAUUACGCUAUCUCUUAGCUCUGCAAAACUACACCACACUGUCGGAAUCGCUACCCUCGAGUGUCACGGCUGAUCGAUUGCCGACAUCCGAUUUCAUCUGGGCCUUUCACUCUGAGGCGGAGACUGAAUUGUUAGCGGCGAUACCGUGUGUACAGGAGGACAAGCUGAUAUGGGCGGAGCUUCGUGAUGUGGGGGUGGGCUGGUGGCUGAGGAGCAGUGACAAGCUGCGACUACUCAUUGAAAGGCUGGCAAAGGCUCAGUUCAUGUACCAUCAAGACCCUCUCGAUGCCGUGCUAUUCUACAUUGCCAUGAAGAAACAGUCGCUUGUCAGAGGACUCUUCAAAACAACUGGAGACCAGAAAAUGGCAACUUUCUUUGCACACGACUUCUCAGAGUCUCGCUGGAAGACAGCUGCCCUAAAAAACGCCUUUGUUCUCCUGGGGAAGCAACGUUUCCAAGAGGCAGCUGCUUUUUUCCUGCUCGCUGGUAAACUAUGGGAUGCCGUAGAGGUGUGUGUGGAUCGCCUUGGAGACCUACAGCUGGCAUUUGUGACUAUACGGCUAUACGAAGGUGACCAUGGACCUAUCUAUCGUCAAUUUAUCAAUGAGUUCAUCUUGGGGUUGCCUGACGACCAGACCCUGUCUCACACUCGUCUGGAGCCAAGUCCGGACCCUUUCCUGCGAAGUAUUGCCAGCUGGCUCAUGCAAGACUAUUCCGCUGCCUUGGAUACGCUUUUGCUGAGUCAGCAAGCCUCUCAAAGAGAUCCGGACAGGAAGAUUGUUUUCAAACCUGCCAUUUUCAAUUUUUACUUUUUCCUCCGCUCAAGUCCACUGCUAAUUAGAAGAGACCUCAGUACUCAGGUGACGUCGACGCUUUAUCAGAGGCAAUCACUCAACCCCUCACAGUCGGGCAAGAGCAGUACCGGUCUCAGCAAUGUGGGGGACGAACCUCUUACCCCUGCAGAGAGAAACCUCCUCUUUAGUACUGCCUACCACUACCUCUCUCACGGCUGCCCUCUGUUGGCUCUCAACGUCUUAUCAAGACUGCCCAAAUCGUGCUCCCUCGGUUCCGAAGUGUGUACUGUUUGCAUUUUAAAUUCUGACUCUAAGACAGCUUCAACUGAAGGAGGAGUCUCUUCCGGUGCGUUGCCAGUGGAUACGGGGGCAAAGUCAGUGGCCGGGAUGAUUGAGAGUGGUACUAUCGGAGACGCUUUCGGAUUUGGGGGGUCAAAGACUACUCAGGGGGGUGGUAAUGACGAUGAUUUUGAUUGGUCCCAGCCUGCGUCUACCAAUCGCUUUAAGGAAGAUGAGGACGAUUUUGAUUGGUCGAAACCAAUUACUAGUAACCGUUAUCAAGACGACGAGGAUGAAUUUGAUUGGUCGAAGCCGAUAUCUACUGGAAAAUUCACGAAUGGCGAAAUCUCGCCCCUCACGUUAGAGCUCAGUCCUGAUUUGAGUGAUAAAGGGGAGGAGGAAGCCGACGGAUUAUUUCUGGACCAUCAAGAGGAGAUGCGAACGAACCCGUCAAGCUCCACCCUCUCCACUCACGGCUUGUUCAUCUUGAGUCUAGCCGAGCAGCUGCAAUACAACGCCUGUCUCAGUAUUCUCACCGAAGAGCUGAUAACGAUCUAUGUCCCAGCCUGCUGUCAAUACCUCUGGACCACUAAGGGAAAGGACUCUCUCCCUUUGUUGCCUCUACCGAAAGCCGGCAAAGACGCAAGACAGACGCUAGCCUCACACUUCGAAGGCAAUGUGUUUGAGAAGACCAUUUUGAAUCUUAGAGCACUUUUGGUGACUUGGCUGAAAGAGGAGACAAAAUUGGUCAAGGAUAUCUGCGGGUUCGAAGAAGCCGUUGAGGACGCUGAUGAACAAGAUGGCGGCGUCACCACUGCUCCAGCCGGCUAUGACCUACUCACCACUCUCAUGAACUACGUGUCUCUCCACGCGGCCACCAGCCCCAGUCUACACACUAUCCAUUUAGAGCUCAUGCAUUUAAUGAAUACUCUAUUACCAUGGAGUACUGGAGCACUGGACAUUGAGCCCACCCCCCUUGCAUUGACCACACCCAACUGUGCCGUAGAUCCGUCCCAACUCCCUAUUCUCACCUCGAGUUAUCUACCAGCUAGACAUCUGACUAAUCUGACACUACAUCUUCGUCUAAUGUCGGCGAGGAUCGUAACCAUUCUGAGUGAGCACACGUACCCUCCGAUAUUCACUCAGGCGUUACCACACGUAGGAAAAGUGUUUGAGUUGUGCUGUGCCCUUUCCAGCUGUAUGAGCGUCUGUCUGAGUCCGACACGGUUCACUGACUUCACCUCCGUGGGUACAGCUAUGAUGACCUCUGAACUCACACCAUCGCCCAACCUCACAGACUCAGGAACCCACCAACAGACUGGCGGGGGGUCCCCUUAUGUUGGAAGAGCUUUUCCAGACCACACCCUCACCCGGCCAAACACAAAGCCGUCCAAUUGGCCGGGUAUUAGCGACUGGCCGAGCACGCUCAGUUCAGACGAGGGCAAAGACCCCACCCCCCUCAGCCUGGUUCUGGUUGAGUGCCUCGUGACUGUGUACCUGGGCCUGUUCUCUGCUGCCUGGUCCCAGCACUCCAUCACAGACCUCCUCCUUUUGUUAAAGAACAGGCCCUCAGGGGAUAUGUGGUAUGACGCUUUCGGAGGGGGAAUCGAUAUCAAAAAAGACGAUAAAAUGCAGCGAGCCAUGUCCAGGAGCAAACUGAUUCAGAGCGUGGAAAAUAUGGCUCUUAAAUUCAAGAAGCUUCGUCGAUCUUCUAGCGUUGAAGCCCCCCUAGUUGAGACUGCCCCAAAGCUGUUUGUACCUCCGCAAAAGACGUUGCUAGAUUGUUAUCUCACCGUGCCGAAGGUUGAAGGUCGUUCCCGUGACAACUCACUGGCAUUGGAAGAGGGGUACUUUGUGUGUGGUAUUGACGAGGACGAGGACACAGAGACUGAGACUGAGGACCUGGAAGACUCAGGUGACCAUAUUUCUGUGGGUGUGGAUGGUCCGAUGUUUCGUGUGGGGUCAGUAGGGUCGGAGAUGGACAGCUCAGCAAGUGGUACCCAUAACGACCCCAACAGCUUCGCCUGGUGUCUCAUGAAUCUGGGUGUGUCCAAACUGCUCAUGGCCUCAGUAAGGAAGGUGCUCUCAACUGCGGGGGUGGAGGUUAUAGAGUUGAUAACAGCCUCCCCCCUCCUCUACUCCACGCUCAAACUGCUGGAGGAGUGGGAGUCCAUCUUCACCAAGCGUCUAGACUCUCUGGGGCCGGUACCAGACGACUUCUUUGCCCGAGGGGACGACCCGGUCCUGUUCCAGGUGGGACCAGCACUCACACGGCAGAAGUUCAUUCUGGAGCCAGAGAAUUCACCAUUCAGUGGCAAGUCCAAGCAAGCCAGACAAGCCAAGCACCUGUGGCAGUAUCUGGUGCACAGAGAUGAGGUCCUGGAGACUUUCAUACACCAUCUCUUCAAGUCCAAGCCACAGAAGGGACAGUCCCCAUCUCGAAGCCUGGGUAGUUUGACUGAGGAGGAUGACGAAGCUUCGUUAGAGAAGUCACAUAGUCGACUCCCCGUUACCUCUGAGUGCAGAGUGGUGUACAAGGAACAUGACAGCACCAUCGGUUCAUUCUGCGUCAACUCUGGCUCCCAGAUGAGCAACACUGUACUGGCACUGGCCCUCAGCAGAGAGGUCAUUGAGAUUGAGGUACCAGACACCUCCCUACUGGACACACUUCCUGAGGGGGAGGCGGGGCCUAGUCCUGGCUCCACCCCCAACAGAAGUCUGAGCAUGCCGUUUCAGAAGGAGGACUUUGUGAUGAUCCAGUCCAAUCGUAUGAAGAAGCCACAAAGCUCCGCCUUCCUCUCGGGUCGUCUCUCCCUGUCCACCUUCACCCAUCCCUCGGCCACAUCCAUCACACACUCACAGACUGGCCAGAGCUCAAGUCUGGUGAGGAGGUUGAUGAGGAGGAACGUGGUUGGAGUGCGGAGAAUGGCACCCCACCCCACUCUGGCUUAUUAUCUGACUGGCUGUAUGGAUGGCUCCGUGGUGAUGUGGGAGUUUGGUAACCCUCGGCCAGUCUCCACCCAGAUUCCCCCGGGCUCUGGGGCCAGCGUCACCAUGAUACGAUUCACUCCAGAGGGAAACAAAUAUGGAGUGACUGACAACAGUGGCAAGCUGUCGCUAUGGCAAGGGAUACACACAGCUGCCCGCAAGCCCUACCACUCUCUCUACUCUGGUAUGAAACACCUCAGUGACUUUCUGUUCCUCGGCUCCUCUAGUUUCAUAGCAACCUGUGGGGACGGCAGUGACAACAGACAUGUUUUCCUGUGGGACACACUUUUACCGACAAAGUCAAGUGUUGUGAAAGAGUUUGUGUGUCAUGAAUCCGGUGUGGUUUCCCUCGGUUACUCGCGAGCCAAACAGCGGCUGUUUUGUGGUGACAGACGAGGAGAAGUGCUCAUAUUCGACCUUCGGCAAAUGUGUCUGUUACAGAGUCUGACUGUUCAUAGCUCAGCUGUCAACAGGAUCGUCGUGGACGAUAUCGAUGGUUUUAUUGCCACUGGCUCUGCUGAUGGGGACAUCAAGGUUCUGGACAGCAAUUCAUUUGAGGAGCUCGCCUCGUACCCAGGCCUCCACGCCAAGUCCAGACUCUUCCGACAGACGGAAGGAGGCGUAACCGACCUGGGAAUAUUGCCUGGGGGUAGAUUGUACUCUUGUGGUGCGGACGGUAGUGUGAAAUGUCAAACUGUAGUGUUAUGAUUUUGUGUGUGUUUGUGUUCUGUAUAAUACGUUUUGUGCCCACUAUAUAUCUGAGUGAGUUUGGAUUCAAAAUGUACAUUUCUCGAUCUACAAAA
Halichondria panicea is the source of this 9396-nucleotide messenger RNA. Its product is annotated as dmX-like protein 2. The coding region runs from base 107 to 9301 and encodes 3064 amino acids. Gene Ontology annotation, cellular component: RAVE complex. The record is from RefSeq and is a predicted model, not a curated record. Gene Ontology annotation, biological process: vacuolar acidification. Lineage: Eukaryota; Metazoa; Porifera; Demospongiae; Suberitida; Halichondriidae. Gene Ontology annotation, molecular function: protein binding. The transcript has 22 exons.